AUCUUACUAUCUAAUUUAUUCGUUUUUUCCAACGUUUAUUCUUUCAUUUCAUUUCUUCAUUUUCGUUCUAUUCUAAUUUUCUCCUUGUUCGAAAGUCAUUCACUUGGGCUUUGAUCCCUCGUGACAUUAUAAAAACAAAAUGUUCGUCCUAAAAAAAAAAAAAAAAAAAAAAAAAAAACCAUACACACGCAGUUGUAGUCACAUUCAUCCUAUGAAAUGUACACAUUGUGAACAGACAGUAGUUGGACAGUUCUUCCAUUUUGAUGAUUGAUUGGGUAUUUGAUGGUUCUGCGAUUGCUUUAUCGUAGCAAACUUUUGCUCCUCGUGCGUUUUGAUUUUUUGCCUGCGACUACACAAAAGCAAAUGAUAGGUGAAACCAUAGAUAGUAAACCAGUUAAAAAUGGAAAAACUGCUCGAUCCUUUGCGUAGUUUUAUGCUGUAUAGGUAUUUCUUAGUAGGAAGUUUAAUGAUUAUAGUCUACCAUCUCUCAUUUAAUUGUGCUCAAACAUUAGAAAAAACUGUUGUAUUGAAGGAUUUAGAGGAAAAAUUGGAGACGCAAAACUUUAAAGAAAUCUUUGAUAAGCCACUAGAAAAUACAAUCGAACUUCAAUGGGACCAUGGGAAAUAUAUGGUCAAGGCAGGGGAUAAGGUAGACAUAGAAAAAGUGUACGAGAAGCCAACAAAUGUCAUUUGGGAUGCAGACCUAGAUUAUUACUACACACUCGUGCUUUAUGACUACGAUGCUCCAUUGAGAGUUCACCCACACUUGCGUAGCUUUGUCCAUUGGAUGAUCGGGAAUAUUCCAGAAAAAAGCUUGACUGCAGGAACGACUUUUUACGAUUAUUACGGUCUCAAACUUUUCGAAAAAGGAGACGUUCAUCGGUACGUUAUGGUGAUUUACAGGCAGAACGGGAAAAUUACUCGUUGGGCGGAGCCAUUUGUUAAUAACAAGACUGACGCGAUGCGCGCAUAUUUUAAUCAAUCAGAAUUUCAAGAAAAGUAUAGCCUUGGGGUUCCCUACGCGUUCACCUUUUUUACAUCUGAAGUAAACAAAUCUUGAGUGGCUUCAAUUCGUUCGGCAAAAGUCAUCGUAAGUUGAUUGAUGUCAAAAAUUCAUCCUAAAGAUGACUCAAUGGUAAUAAAUUAAUGUUUUGAUUUAAAUUUUCAUUGCAAUGCAAGAGUGUUGAUCUACGUUCAUUGUUUAAUCAAACUGCAUUUGAGGAGAAGUAAAAACUUGGAGCCCCUCGUG
Molecule: messenger RNA, 1249 nt
Organism: Bemisia tabaci
Lineage: Eukaryota; Metazoa; Arthropoda; Insecta; Hemiptera; Aleyrodidae
Source: RefSeq, a predicted model, not a curated record